This is a messenger RNA of Diabrotica balteata, 1493 nucleotides long. The record is from the annotation of a GenBank genome assembly. Lineage: Eukaryota; Metazoa; Arthropoda; Insecta; Coleoptera; Chrysomelidae.
AUAGUUACUUAAUAACCGCAACUUAUUUGAUUAAUUGUAACAAUGUGACACACGUGUUUAGAUGUCAUAGAAACAUAAAGGCUUGUUUUAUUUUAAUACUAAAAAAUGUUAACGUACUUAUUAGAAACUUAAUAUAUAUAAUAUUUUUUAGGUAUGGUGAUGCCGUGGUUGGCCCAAGUGCGAUGUGUGCACUUGGCAGUGUUUGCUGUAGCGAUGAUACCCAUUUUUGCAUGUCUAUCGUAUCUCAGUACGAAUCAGCUACAACCAACGGCAGUGCCGCUACGUACCUAUGAAGUAAAACUAGUCCAAAGUAAUCAAAAUGUGAGCCAAUUAGAACCAGAAAGGCAGCUGUCAUUGGUUAUUCCAUCGAAUCCUGUCACAAAUGCAACCAGUAAUUCAAAUCAAGGGCCAGAUCUCACAAAGGGUGUAGCAGCUGAAAAAAUUUACGAAGCUGGGCAUAUGCAUCACGAUUCUGAGAUAUGUCCAAAUAUGGGUGAAAAUGUGAAGUUGCUGAUAGCGAUCACUUCAGCUCCUAGUCAUGAAAGUGCCAGACUCGCUGUCCGGGAGACCUGGGGUCAUUUUGCGAUAAGAAAAGACAUAGUUGUAGCUUUUAUGUUAGGUGCCACUUCGAAUCAAACUGUAAAUACUCGAAUAGAAGCUGAGCAAGAAAUAUAUGGUGAUAUUAUCAGAGGAAAAUUUGUAGAUACAUAUGACAAUCUAACUCUUAAGACUAUCUCAAUGCUCGAAUGGGUUGAUAAUUUUUGCUCCCGAGCUCAGUUUGUACUUAAGACAGAUGAUGAUAUGUUUAUCAACGUUUCGAGACUUUUAGCGUUUAUAGCAAGGCAUAAGCCUGAAGAAAGGGUGAUUUAUGGUCGACUGGCCAGAAAGUGGAAGCCAAUUAGGAGUAAAAAAUCUAAAUAUUAUAUAUCUCUUCAACAGUAUAAACCUCCUGUUUUUCCUGAUUUUACAACGGGACCAGCUUAUCUGUUUCCAGCUCAAAUAGCCAAGGAACUGUACGUAGCUUCUUUAAAUUAUACUUAUUUUAAGCUUGAAGAUGUUUUUGUCACAGGAAUAGUGGCAAAUGGACUGAAGAUCAAACGUGUACACGUACCAGAAUUCAUAAACAAGCGCGUGAAAUUUACAUCGUGCAACGUGCAAAAAGAAAUCAGUAUACAUAUGGUAAAGGGUGUUGAACAAUAUGAUUUAUGGAAAAAAUUACAUGAUGUGACACAGUGCAAGAAGUAAAUGUGUGUGAACCAAGAACUAUUGUGUAAUUUUUAAUGACACUGAACUAAAAUUAUUUUGUGUAAAACGUAAUACUCGAAUUGAUAAGAACAAAUGCAUCACAUCAAAAAUUAAAAUUUUAUUAUUUUGUACCCAGUUAUAAAAGAGUGUAUUAUAAUUGUUAUGUAUAUACUAGUUCAUUCAAUGAAAUUGAUUAUUUAUAAUUAAAAAAAUGUAUAUUUGUACAAUAUACAGUCGUAAACAAUUUA